AUGAAAAUCUUGGCUGACGCGGCCUUGAGGUACCUCGCCCGUAAGAAUAACCUGGUGGGAUCGACUGAGGAUGAACGCAUCCGUCUGGACAUGGCUGAAGGAAUCAUUGGAGAUGCUCUGGGAGCCAUCAUUAUGCUAUGCUACGACCCAGACUUUGAAACCAAAAAGGUUGUCUUCAUGGAGAAUGUCGACAACACUCUGAAGAAAUUGUCCAAGCUUGUGGGGAGCAAUGACUACAUUCUCGGAGACAAGGUUAUGAUCGCAGAUUUCCUUCUCUUCGAGACGCUGGAGCGAUACUUGGCCCUCAUGCCCUCAUGUCUGGACAGCCACGCCAGCCUUAAGGCCUUCCAUAAACGUAUUGAAGACAUUCCCAGCAUCAAGAAAUACAGAAGUUCUCCUGAAUUCAUAAAUGUUAAAGACAAGUUCCACUUACCAAUGGCGAAGUUUGGCACCGGAGUCUGAAUCAGGCUUUUUAUCACUUAUAAUUCUCUUCGGGAAACGCAUUGAGUUUAU
This is a messenger RNA of Hyalella azteca, 513 nucleotides long. Its product is annotated as glutathione S-transferase Mu 1-like. Bases 1 to 462 code for a protein of 153 amino acids. NCBI's taxonomy places the organism in Eukaryota, Metazoa, Arthropoda, Malacostraca, Amphipoda, Hyalellidae. Gene Ontology annotation, molecular function: glutathione transferase activity. The transcript has 3 exons. The record is from RefSeq and is a predicted model, not a curated record. Gene Ontology annotation, biological process: glutathione metabolic process.